AUGAGAUACUUUCACUCACCUUGUACAGAUCUCCGCGUGCCCAAACCUACCAAAGCGGAACUUGAUGGAAAAACACGAAUAUUGGAACUUGAGUUCACCCCGAUUUCCGGGGCGACUUCGUACACAGUGAUUCUGGUUUCCGAUCAUGAAGUUUGGCAAGUGUUUCACAUCACACCAGACACACGUUUCAUUGCCGAAAUUACGUGUUUCACUUGUACUGUGGCCGUCCGUGCUGUGAACGCGCAUGGCCACAGUGCAUUCUCCGAUUUGUUCCCGAUCUCCUCUACUGUUUCACCCGUUAUCAAGACGUGUGCCAAAUACGGACCAUUUAUCUACCCAGAGAUGGAGACCGAAGCCGACGAUUUGAGUCCCCUCUACGAAGCUUUUCUUUUUGAAAAUAAUCACGCACUGGCCAGCAGGAGAUGGUACGGUUAUCAUGGUCGAAUCGAAAAUUCCGCUUGUGUCAUGUGUACACUGUAUGUACGCAAAUGGCAUCUAGGACAACCGUCUACUUUCAGUCAGGGAUGUCGUGUUCGAGCGGAAUCAAACGAUUUGUCUCACCCGUAUUUCAAAGUGGACCCGCAUCCCACGGGCUUCGUACUUGAGUGGCAAUCGAAACAACCAAUCACCAUAAUCUACUGGAACAAUUUAUCCGCAAAACAAAAAGUCACUAUUACAAGCUCAGAGCAAGCUGGAAACAAAGUGUACCUGACUGAUCUGGAUUCGUGCACACCAUACACGUUUGAAGGAUUCUUCUCUGAUGGAUUACUUCAAAAGCCAUGGCAACGAAUCAUUGUGGUCACGGAACCUGAGAAACCAGACGUUAAACAGUUCACAGCUGUUUCUCCGACGAAAACAAUCAUUGAGGCUCAAGUGUUGACCAAGGGUUAUUGUCCCCUAACUUACAACUUUCGUGGCGGUGAAAUCGUUCGCGGUGAGAUGCGUCAAUUCAUUGGAACCCCAUGGGAGAUUGUGGUUAGCCAAGAUACUGGCGCAGUCAUUAAACGAGUCGAACACGGCUAUUCAGUCAGCGUCUACUACGAAAUCCACAACGAUUCGGGUUGUGCUGAUCGACAUAUCAUAAUAACACCGACAGUAAAUGGUCGAAACAUAAGAACUGCUGAGUCUCAGCGGCGGGAAAUUGCAUUUGAUAAUAUUUUAGUUUGCAAAAAUAACAUAUGCACUUACGAAACGGAUGCAGCAGAGGAAAGUGGUCACGAUGCACAACACUCGGAGACGAUUCAUAACCAAGACGAGCCGCGGCGAGGAGGAAAUUUCUGUGAUUGGAAGGCAUCUGGUCAGGGAUUUCCGGGAAAGACCGAUCGAAAUAAGCACUGGGUACGGGCCGUGGUUUGUGGUCAGGAAGAUCGGUGUCGACUGAAUCCCGAGGAGAGUGAUAUGUACGAAUCCGAAAAGAAUCAAUCUGUACUGGGCUAUGAAUGGAUGUGUGGUCCUGGUUAUCCAGGAGAAGAAAUUAGCAAAAUUGUGACGACAGUGCCCUACCAGAGCACUCACAUAUCCGAUAGCUUGCAGAUCGAGGCGUAG
Molecule: messenger RNA, 1545 nt
Organism: Echinostoma caproni
Lineage: Eukaryota; Metazoa; Platyhelminthes; Trematoda; Plagiorchiida; Echinostomatidae
Source: the annotation of a GenBank genome assembly